ACGACGGGACAGAAACUCGAGGAGGGGACAAAAGCUGCCCGGGGUGGUGCAGCCUGUCCCCUGGGGGCCGAGGCAGCUCCCUCGGGUGCCAGCGCUGAUCCCAGCUGUGUCAGCUCGCGGUCCUGUGCCAGGCUGCAGUCAGCAAAGCCGUAAUCUCCCUCGACUGGCAGUGCCCCAGCCCAGCAAUUACGUGGCUGACCUGAGCUUGCCCGGCCACGAUGCAAACCCCCUCUGGGGAGGGGGUGCCAGGCUGUGCUGGCAGCGGGGGGCUGAGCCCCUCCUGGCCCUGGGGCAGGGUCUGUCCCCACCGCAACGGGGUGAAGCACAUCCCUGCGCUGCACGGGGGCUGCAGGAAUUAGCUGGCUGGCUUGCGUCCCUGCUUACGUAGCCCAGAAAUCCUCCCGUACCCUGGGCCGCAUCACCAGCAGCGUGGGCAGCAGGUCGUGGGAGGGGGUUCUGCCCCUCUGGUGAGAUCCCCCCCUGCAGCGCUGCGCCCAGCUCUGGGCUCCUCGGCACCGGGGAGGCACGGACCUACCGGAGUGGGUCCAGAGGAGGCCACAAAGACGGUCAGAGGGCUGGAGCAGCUCUCCUAGGAGGCGUGACAGGGAUGCACAAGGGAAGAACGAUACCAAACCCCAGCAGCUGGUGGCCCUGGGACAGGCACUGCCUAUUCCGGGAGGGCAGCGGUCCGGUGAUGGCAUGAGCCGGUGCCUUGGCACUGCCAAAGCCUCUUUUCUGGCAGCCCCGGGAGCUUUCAGCUGCCGCCUGCCGCAGAGGGCAAGGAGGCGUGAUGCGGAGCUGCAGGCAGCGUGCUGCCCGUGGGCAGGGGGCUCGGCUGGGCAGGGGCUGAAAGCCCCCCUCCCCAUCACUGCCGGGCAGGAGCCGUGCCGCCCCAUCGCCCGCUGCCAGCCUGCCCAGCACCAUGGCCGGCCGGCGGCUGGGCACCCCGGGGCACGGGCAGAAGAGGGGCCCAGGCUGAGGGCAGGAGACCCCCGGCUGCUCCCCCAGAUUAGCAAAAGCUCUUGCGGCCAUCGCGCCCGGUGCUGGGCAAGGGGGGGAACUGGGCUGCCUUCCUCUGCCUGCGUCCUCAUCUUCCUCACCUGCGCCGCAGUGGAGGCAGGUAGGGUCCGGCCAGCCCAGGACGGCGCUGAGCACCACAUGAGUGGCGGAGCAGCAUGGCCAGCGACACGAAGAUGGGGGAGACCGCGCAGCGGUGGAGGAGAGCCCAGGACACAGCACAGGACACCCAGGGGAUGGAGAGCAGCGGGAUGGUCUUGCCCCGAAGCACAGCUGCUGAGCUGGGACUCCCAGGCUACCCGGAGCCUGGCAAGCUGAACUACGGAACGGAGAAGGGGUGUCCCUGGAGGGGCUCCGAGGGAUGCUUGGGGCCAGGCCGGGAGCUUGCUGGUGGCCAGCUGGGCUGCCCCUACCCACUGGCCCCACCGUGCCUGCAGGAUGCCUUGUGCCGCCCCAAGGAUGGAGCCGAGCUCCCUCCACUGCUGCCCCCAAGGAACGGGCAGCCCAAGGCGGGCUGGGCUGAGCCCUGCAAGGAGCGCACAGGACCACGGUGGGCUGAGGCCGUGCUGGCCCCCCUGGCCCUCUACAGCCAUGCGUACCACCGCUACCCCCUGGCCUUCCCGGGCUUGGACACCCAGUGCCCCAGCACCACCGGCAAGCCCCGUGUCGCUGCAGGGGAUGGGGCCGGUGACCCACUGUCCUUCCGCCACUGCCCGUUCCUCGUGGAGGCCAAGCACAGCCCUUUCCUCCUGUCCUCGCUGCUGCCCACUGGACCCCCAGCUGACCCCCCGUUUGGUGGCAGCGGGCCGGAGGGACCAGGGACAAUGGGUGAUGGGCGCUUCGCCGGCGUGGACUGGCGCCUGGGCUCCUACGCACCCACUUGGGCUCAGCCCCUCUACCUGGGGCUCCCACCAAGGUGCAAGGCAGCUCCAGCCCCCUUCGACGGCUGCUCCAGCUCAGGGAAGAAGGAGUUUUACCCGAAGAAAGAGCCCGGCUUCCACCCCCCGGCCAAGGACCAAGCGCCAUCGCAGCCGCUGGGCAAGAGCCAGGCAGGGCAGGAUGGAGACAGGGAGGGGGAGCUGGCAGUGCCGGAGCUACCGGGAGCCCCGUGGAGGGAUGGCCGAGCUGGGGGCAGCUCGGUGGUACCCACUCCCCAUGCCCACACGCCUCCCCCCAGCGCCAGCCACCCCCUCUUCCUCCUGCAGCCUGGCGCGGCGGGGGGCUGCAGGGGCCCCUGGCUGGGCACAGGACCACACACCGCCGAUUUCCCCCUGGAGCCGGGGCCAGGCCGGCCCUCUGAGCCCAAAGACAAGCACCUGGCAUACCAAAGCCACCAGCCCAGCUCACCGCUGGGUCCGGGGGAGCCCGACCCAUCGUCUCCACUCGUGGAUGGGCGCUACCCGCCAGCCCUUGCCAAGCCGGAGCCACCCCCGGCUUGCCUUUGCACCACAUCGGGCUGCGAAGGGUGCCCGGGGGUGGGUUGUGAGGCUCUCGGCUCCUUCGAGCCCACCCUGGGCAUCCCCGGGGGCCAUUUUCCAUGCCCACCCAGCAACCACACCAAGCUGAAGAAGACCUGGCUGACACGGCACUCAGAGCAGUCGCUGCCACGCUGCAAGGCGCCCCGGCGGGACGGUGGCUCCGAGGCAGCCGGUGAGGGCAAGCGCUCAGCCAAGCGCCCGCACGGCACCGCCGACGGACCCUGCGCUGCCAGCGAGGGUGCCAGGGCUGCCAAGAGGGGCACGAAGGCCACCGAGCACAUGGCCAUGGUGUGCCCGGGUGAGGGCACGGAGAGCAGAGGGGACCCGGAGGAGCGGAGGAUGGAGCUGGGAGAGGGAGACCCACCGAGCCAUGCUGGCCCGGAGCCGUGGUGCCUGCAGAGUGUGCCCUGCACUGCCCUGCCUGAGAGCAUCCCGCGGUGCUGUGCCUGCGCUGCCCGGGCCGUGGGGCACCCCGAAGCUGAGGAGGAGGAGGAGGAAGAUUCCCCUGAGAGCACCUGCAGAUUGCUGCACUUCCGCAGGUUCGCCUUUGGGGAUGGCGGGGAGCUGAGCGUUGAUGGCUUCUUCACGCUGGGGGAGGCGGAGGGGGAGAUGCUGCAGCUGGAGGCGGCUGGCCCUGAGCGAGGGAGCAGGAGCGCGGGGAGCAGCCUCUGCCUGGCCAAGUACCUGUUGGGGGUCCUGGGGGACCCCUUCUGCGAGGCCGUCCGCAGGGACAGGGACACGUGGCCAGGAGGCCCCGGCAGGCCUGAAGGGGUGACAGCCUGGAGGCGGAGGGAAGGAGCCCCCCAGCUCUGCGACGCCUGCCAGCGCAGCUUCUUCAACUCCCACUGGAGCUGCACCAGAUGUGGCUUCCAGCUGUGCCCCGACUGCCACCGCAGCAGGCGGGAGGCUGACAGCCACGAGGAUCUGGUGUGGCUGCCCGAGUGCAUCCCCGGGCAAGACCACCCCCUGGCAUCCCUCAUCCCCACGCAGUUCAUCCCCACCUGUGUCCUGACCCGGCUCUGGAAGCUGCUGCACGAGGUCCGGGUCAAGUUCAGCAUCGAGUCGCACUGUCCCUGCAGGGAGGGGGCUGGGGAGCACAGCCUGGCAGAGCCCCCCGGGAGCAGGCAGGAGCUGCCGGGGGUCGCGGUGCCCAUCCUCCCACCCAGCAGCGAUGCCCAAGCCGACACCUCCCAGCCCAUCAAAGAAGCAGAGAGCCCCGAGGGGGGGCCACCAUCACCGGGCCAACCCCCUCCCCGGGGGGCCGUGCAGACCACCACCCUCUGUGACCUCCUCGCCUCCACCGCUGUCAAGCUGUGCCUGGGGCAGGAUGGGGUGCGCAUGGCCUUCGCCCCCGUCUCGCCUGCCUUGCCCAGCGACAACCGCCUGACCAGCAUCCUGGACAGCAUCAUCGCCCGCGUGGUGGAGAGGAAGAUCCAGGAGAGGCAGGCGGGGGGCGAGCUGAGCCCCCCCGGGCCCCCCGCCUCCCACUGCAUCCUGGCACCCAGUGGGCUGCUCUGGCUGCACGACCCCAGUCACACCAGCAACUACAAGCUCUUCCAGGAGCACUGGCGGCAGGGCCAGCCCGUCCUUGUUUCAGGGCUGCAGAAGAGGCUGGAGGGGCGGCUGUGGGGGCCUGAAUCCUUCCGCCCAGCCCGGGGGGAGCAGGCAGUGGAGGCGGUGAACCUGCGGGUACCAGCGAGCCGUGUCAGGAUGAGCAGCCAGGAGUUUUGGGAUGGCUUCACCGCCAGCGCAGCAUCCCCGGAGAUGGAGCAGGGUGGCGGGGACUUGCUGAAGCUGGAGAGUGGCUUUGGGGACAUGGAGCUGUGCCGGGCUGCCAACCUGAGUGCCAGCCUGCCUCUGCCGGAGUACUGUGGGCCCACUGGCCGCCUCAACCUGGCUACCUACCUGCGUGGCCAACAGGGCCGGCGCUGGCUGCGCCCGCGUGUCUGCAUGGCUUACGGCGUGCAGCCCCAGGACCGGACCAUUGGGACCAAAAACCUGAUGGUGGAGGCGGCCGACUCCAUCAGCAUCCUGGUGCACGCUGCAGCACGGCUGCCGGCACGGCAGGACAUGCUCCUGCAGGCUGAUGCGGAUGGAGUGGAUGCGCUGCUGAAGGAGCGGCUCUGGGAUGCUGGCAGCCGGCCUGGUGCCCUGUGGCACAUCUUCCGUGCCGAGGAUGCUGGCCGCAUCCAGGAUUUCUUGCAGAAGACCCGUGAGGACCAAGGGCAGGAGGGGACAGCCACAGCGGAGCCCCCCGGCUGCUACUUGGACCUCUCACUGCGGAGGCGGCUGCGUGAGGAGUGCGGGGUGAGCGGCUGGACCCUCCUCCAGUUCCUGGGGGAUGCGGUGCUGGUCCCUGCCGGGGCUCCCCACCAGGUGCAGACCCUCACCAGCAUCAUCAGCGUGGAGCAGCGUUUCCUCUCACCGGAGAACGCCACCCGCCUCCGGCACCACAGCACCGAUCCCCUUGGGGCCGCACGCCAGCUCCGUGCCCAGCUGGACGGCAUGAUUUUCUCCGCUGUGCGGGAGGCUGUGGGCGUCCUGCGAGGCUGCAAGUGAGGUGGCCACGACACGCUGGAAGGAUGCUUGAGCAAAGCCAGCGCUGGUGGCCACGGCCACAAAGAGCCGGGCCCGGGCAUCUCUCGCUUGGUGCUUUGCUCCGCCACCGCCCGGGGUGGCUCGGUGCGGGGCAGCUGGGGAAUAAAGUGUCUGCAGCGUGCCGGGGCCGCCGGCACCA
Falco peregrinus (peregrine falcon) is the source of this 5232-nucleotide messenger RNA. It is a transcript of the gene HR, whose product is annotated as HR lysine demethylase and nuclear receptor corepressor. The record is from RefSeq and is a predicted model, not a curated record. Gene Ontology annotation, molecular function: histone H3K9 demethylase activity; chromatin DNA binding; transcription coregulator activity. Lineage: Eukaryota; Metazoa; Chordata; Aves; Falconiformes; Falconidae. The coding region runs from base 1176 to 5054 and encodes 1292 amino acids. The transcript has 23 exons. Gene Ontology annotation, biological process: regulation of transcription by RNA polymerase II. Gene Ontology annotation, cellular component: histone deacetylase complex; chromatin.